AACUGUUAUCAAUCAAUGCACACAGCUUCUUUCUCCAUCGGCUGAUCCCACAUAUGUUAUGACUUAUAUUAACCACAGUUUUCCUCAACACCGCCAGUAUCUUUGUGCUGGUGCGUGGAUACUAAUGCAUGGACAUCCGGAGAAUAUUAACUGCAUAAACCUUGGACGUGUCUUGAGGGAGUUUUCUCCUGAAGAGGUGACUGCAAAUAUUUAUACAAUGGUAGAUGUUUUGCUUCAUCAUAUUCACUUGGAACUACAGCGUGGACAUCCCUUGCAGGAUCUUAUGCUAAAAGCAUGUGGAAACCUUUCAAUUUUCAUCUGGACCCAUGAGCUUUUGCCUCCAGAUAUCUUGCUACUUGCACUUAUUGACCGCGAUGAUAAUCCACAUGCUUUGCGCAUUGUAGUACUCCUCGUGGGCUUUUUGUGAAAUGUAAAGCUGAAGAACAACAUGCUUGAUUUGAAGUGGAAAUUUCAGAACAUAUUUAGUUUAAUAUGUGUUUGAUCUCCUUCUUUUGUCAGACGUUUGUUGCUAUUUGUUAAGCAUGUUUAAGAACCAUAUUAGUUUAUAGCUUAAUCAUUUUAUUAAGGUUGGAAGUGGCCCUUUCAUACAAA
Molecule: messenger RNA, 612 nt
Organism: Nicotiana attenuata
Lineage: Eukaryota; Viridiplantae; Streptophyta; Magnoliopsida; Solanales; Solanaceae
Product: mediator of RNA polymerase II transcription subunit 23-like
Exons: 4
Coding region: 59-427 (122 amino acids)
Biological process (GO): positive regulation of gene expression; regulation of transcription by RNA polymerase II
Cellular component (GO): transcription regulator complex; mediator complex
Source: RefSeq, a predicted model, not a curated record